CUCGGACCCCGCGCCUUCCACCUCACGUCAGUCCAGUUCGAAAGCCGCCGCUGUCACCACGGUGCCAUGCCAGCCUCGGCCCUCGUCCCCCUGUGAUACGCCGCACGCGAAUUUCCCCCUUGAGGGAUUUUCAACGGAUUGCCACAAGUUUUUCUCGAAUUUGAAUUCGAGGGAUGGCGGACAAAGCGCAGAAGGGACACUGCAAGAAAAACAAGCAUUCACAGUCCCAGGAUGCGAGCGAUGCUGAAUCUGAAUUAUCGCCGUCCCAAAUUCUUGAAAGAGUCAAACCGGACAGGGUGACAGUUACCAAACCUGAAGAAGAUAGAAGAAGAAGAACUAUAAUUGUGGAGAAAAACAAUAAUUCUUACGGGUUUACACUACAGAGUUAUGGGAUCCAUUAUAAAAAAGAGCAGGAAAUUGAAAUGAUUACAUAUGUGGACUAUGUUGAGUACGACGGUCCUGCAUAUCGUGCAGGAAUGAGGGAAGGCGAUGUCAUUUUGUCAAUAAACGGGCACGACAUGGAAAAAACUGACCAUAAAACAUUAGUGAAUUUUAUCAAAAACUGUGAUUCGAGAAUGAGAAUGGUCGUCUUGUUUGAAGAUUGUGUUAGAAAGGUUGAGUUGCACAUGAGGUACAUCCAGCUUCAGAGACUCCUUCAGACGAAGAUGUCAGAAUUGGAAAGGAUCUGCGUCAGAGAGAAAGAACUCAUGGAGGGAAAAUGGAAAACGCACAGUCUCCCGGCUAGGAAAAAAGGUUCAAAAGUAUCCGAGUCAUCCCCACAAAAGGAAAUAGGAGAAAUUGCCGGCUACUGCAGACCAACUGUUUCAACAGAGGAUGUGGCUAGGGCGACGCCGCCUCCUGGUUACGGUCCACCGAUAAUUUUAGCAUAUCGACCCUAUCAAUAUGUUGAUCAACAUGGAAGAGCUUAUAUUAUACAAGGUCCUCAUAAUUCUAGUGAAUAUAUCGCUGGGUGGCCAGGUGGGUAUUCAAGAUCUGAUGGUGGCAAAGGUAUAGUGAGGAGAUGUUCUGCUACCGGGGUGCUCCAUGAAAGUCGUGGAUAUCACCAAACCAAUGGAAUGGCUGCUGCAGCCAAUGUAAAUUCGACCCCGACCAAUGGAAGCAAACAGUCAGGAAAAGUAAAAAGCAGCAGUUCGCGCCAUCAUUGCAACCCGUGCAUACAAAGUGCGACCAGCCCACAGGAUAAUACAAGUCUUGAAGCAUACGACUUGGCAAGUCCUUGCUGUAACUCACAUUGUGUCCCUUCGAGGAGGAGGCGACACCACCACAAGCCAAAGAAGUCCACUAGUGUCGAAAGUGCUAGGGGUAUGGAACAAAAACGAUCUGAUUGGAAGGAAAAAAGCUGUAGUAGAUCAACUCAACCAUCUGGGUACGUUUCAUCUGGCGGAUCCCACAAUCCUAGCCACCGACAUCACCACCAUCAUCAUCAGACAGGAAGAAGAUAUUUCAAUCUUGUGAGUCAAUGCAGUCUCCAUUCAUGUACAUCAAGCGAAGUUAAUAGUGGACAUGAGAAGGGCCAUGGAAAUGACAGUAGCACCGCUUCGUAUACAACAUCACUCAGUACAGACACUCUUUACUGGGAACCUACUAAUAAUGAAAUCACCCGGCAGCACUCGGUAAAAUCCAACUCUUCAUCACACGAACCUUCUAAGCCCAAGUCUUGGGACAAUUUGACAACAAAAGCAUUUGGCGGCUACGGUUUCGGCUACAGUUACAUGGAUAGAAAUCAGAAGCCUCAAAGCACAAAAGCCAAUGCUCAAAAGCCGCCGAAGUACGUUCAGCCGACGAAAUCAUCUGAAUCCCUUUUACUGUUACCCGAAUAUCCAACACUGUCUGACUCGAGCCUCAGCUGCGAGUGUUUAGAUGCAACAUCUCCAACGCCGAAUGCAAACGAUAAAAACAGGUUUUACACUUUGCCGCAGGGUGAACAGUAUUACCAUAGAGACAAGGCUAGUCAGACGGAGCGGAGGAUCGUAAAUGUCCAACAACAACCUGAAGUAACGAGACUGUGAUACCACCAAAUUGAAUUAGUCAAUUCCACUACUGUCUAGUCGUAACUGUGCUUAAACGGAAUGCCAAAGGAGAUCUUAACAUUUUCAAUAUUUCAUGUAAUCCAUUCCAAUUAAUUAAAUUUAAAGGAUUGUUGUACAUUUAAGUUAAAACAAAAAAUGGUUCAAAUAGUUAAUUUAAUAGGGUCAUUUUUAUUUGUAUUUUGUGUGUAAUAGUAAAACAAUAAAUUUCAUUUUGUAUAGGUGAUUGUUUUAUUUCCUCAUUAGAUUAUAUAAACAUGUCUACGUAAUUUGUUAUAUACCUAGAUAAUUAUACAAACAUGAAAUUUCUUGAGAGGAAAUUUAAAGCACAGAACCAAAAUAAUAAUCACUUUAUUUUCUCUCAGUAAUUUGAUAUAACAAUUAAACAAUUAAUAUGUAGGGGUAUUGCUUAUAACUAUAGUCAUCAUAAUAGAAGCAAGUAGAAUAUUUCUAACUAAAAAAUUAAAUGAAUUUAUUAAACAAAAAACAUAGUGGAAGCCAAAGAUUGUGUUAAGUACAUCAGUUAAUUUUCUAAUCAAAGUUAGUGGUUUAUAUUUAAAUAGUAUAUACAAGUUGUUUUUUUGUUUUUUUUAAAUUCCUUGGACUAAUAAUAAAUGUAUGGCUGUUUAAUGCAAAAAAAAUAUUUACUUUCACUGCCAACAAAAUUUCUUCUAGAUGUAAAAAAUUGGAAUAAAAGAUAUCAAAUGUAAUAACGUUUUAAUUAAAUGACUUUUGCAGGAAAAUACAAGUGUUUUGAUUUUUUUUC
Messenger RNA from Cimex lectularius (bed bug), 2814 nucleotides. RefSeq names its product SH3 and multiple ankyrin repeat domains protein 1 (gene ssp6). Lineage: Eukaryota; Metazoa; Arthropoda; Insecta; Hemiptera; Cimicidae. Gene Ontology annotation, molecular function: protein binding. The record is from RefSeq and is a predicted model, not a curated record. The transcript has 10 exons. The coding region runs from base 174 to 2030 and encodes 618 amino acids.